ACAUUGACAUCCUCUGAGACAUUGAGAUUUAUUCAUUAAACCAGUAAAUGUAAAGAAUUGACAAGGGGAUUGCACAUUUUGGUCAAAAUAACUGAAAUUAAAAAUUUGUCUCAUUUAUAUUUCACAUAAGAAAAAUCCAUAUUUAUUAUUUUGAUGAUUUGUGUGUUUACUGAGCAUAUGAUUCUCCAGACAUGGCUUGUCAAGUAUUUACUGUUUUGUACACUCAUCAAAAGACUAAGAAGUCCAAAGUUUGGCAAGAUGGAAUUUUGAAGAUUCCACCAGGAGGAUGCAGUGCUACACUUUACACAGACAAAGGACAGCGUCUAGAAAAUGUGUUUCUUAAAGAUUGCCAGUUAAAUUCUGGGGAUGACUUGGAGAGUGAUCGUUAUUUAAUUACGGUUGAAGCAGAAGACGUUGGUGGCGUUGUGCCUCAAAAUAUCUCCGAAGUCAAGCAAGCUCCCCCUAUAAACAGAAAUGCACCGAAACCUGUUGGACUUCGUCCACCCGUGGGCUUGAAAAGAAAAUUUUCUGGCUUCCAGGGACCACGGGGAGUUCAAAAGAAGGCAUCUCUGGAAAUGGAACAUUCAUUAAAGCCUUCAACCCAAACUCUAGUAGAAGAGUGCUCCAAUUUGCCUUCUCAGUUGUAUACUACAUCUCCUCUCUUUGCCUCUCACUACAGGAAAACAGGAGAAACCAACAUAGGAACACCUUGUGAUGUUUUGAAUACAAUGACUUUAACUAGUGGUAAACAAAAUCCAGCAGGUAAUUUUUUGCUGACCAACAGCUACUCAAGCUUUCAAAACAAAGUUAGAGAUAAAGUUGCUGACACAAACAAAGGAGAAACUAUUACACAAAAUAUAAGAAGUACAGCACAGAUAUUAUCGCUGUUAAGGUGCCAGCCUGAGGAAAACGGCGUAGAGAGAUCUGUUAAACCUAAUGCGCAACAAUCUGCUAAAUGCAACACUGAGGUUCUUAAUUAUGAAAUAUCAUCAAUGAAACCUAUACCUGUAAUAAGUAAAUGGGAUAUCUACCUAGACAAAUCGCAGUCCUCCAACACUGUAGAGAGUACUCAAAAGAGUGUUCAUUUACCUGACCUACCAGAUAGCCCAGACAACAGCUUUUCCUUAAGUCUGAAUUACAUUGUUGAUUCAAACAAUGGACAGACCCCAUUACAAACCGGCACAAAUGGUGGUCCGUACAGCUUACUAAAAACAGACAGACCAGUAGAAAAAAGUGUAUUAAAUAAUAUCCAGCUAUCUGCACAUCUGCAAACAGAAAAACGUCCUGUGCCAACCAUAGACUUACAGCAAGGUUUCAAAUAUUCUCAAGCUAAAACAUUCAUGAGUGAAUAUGAAAGCUCUGCAGAUGGAAUGGCAAACACCAUGACAUAUUCUAAUGUUCCAAAUACAGAAAUAACCUCUCAUGACGAACCUUCUCACUGUAGAAUGUUUGUUCAAGAUUGCUCUAGCAGUGAAGGGACUACAACAGAUAGAGCUGAGACCUCUUGUUCUCCAGCUAAGGCUGAACAUCAAAAAUUGAAUUUACAGCAAAAAAUGGAAUAUGAGGAGUUCUCAGAGGUCUCAUUUAACCUAAUGGACAGCUUUGAUUUUGAAAGCUCUGAUGAAGAUUCAAAGGAGAAAAAACUUUCCACUCAAAGUUCUUCUCACUUUCCAGAGGGACGUAUGGAUAUUCACAAAGGUGAACCAGAAAGACUUCUCCCUGGUGAUGCUUCUGAAAAGGUGGAUGGUGAGAAAAACGUAUGUGCAAGGUUGCAUUUAACUAUCCAAGAUGGAGAAACUGCAGACAACAAAGAUAAAAAGUGUCCAAUAUCUGAAGAUGUUUGUGGUGAGGGGAAUGUUAACAAGACCUGUGAGCAAGACAUGUUAUCACUCAUGGCUGUGGAUAUGAAUUUGUCUUUUAUGUCUGAUAUCAAUAUAAUCACUGAGAGCCCCAACAAAGAGUCAGAUAGCAGCACUAAAGGGACCUUUGAAUCUAUCAGACACUGCCUCCUUACAUCUUCUAAUGGUUGUGAGUCUGACCUUAAGGAAGACAUGCAUGGUGGGACACAGAUGACUAUGGUUUCCAGUAAUUUGAAACCAACAACAGAAAUCAUAGAUACCGUGUCAAAAGACAGCACUUUACUUCCAUACAAAGAACAGGUUGAAAACCAAAUGGGAAUAUGUGAGAAUGUCUCUGGGUCAGCAAAAUCUUUACAGCAAGAAUCACCACUUAACAGCAAUGAUUAUGUAUUACAGGAUGUUCUAGAGACCCCUCAAUCUCCCACUCUAGCAAAUAAUAAUCCACAUAUUGAAGGGGACGUUUGCGAAGAAGCAAACACUGACUUGCCUGAGCUCCCACAAUCUGAAGACAGUCUCUCUCUUCUGAGAACUCUCACAAAACACAGCACUGCACUAGAAAGUCUGAGCAUUUUGCAUGGGAAAUGCCUGUCUCAGACAAAAGAGAUUGCAAGAAAGACAUGUACACAGAUCAGAGAAGAGGAAGCUCCCCAGUUUUCAACGUAUGACAAACGGUUCCAAGAUAAAAUGAAAGAAGUGUAUGAUAAAACAGUUUCUCGAACACCAGACGCGAAUGUGGUAUCUUUGGAUUAUUUAGACCCAUAUCAAGAGCCACCUUCCUUCAGUGCAGAGCUCAAUUGUUCGCCCGUACUUCAUCCUCAGACAUCACACUCUGCUGGCACAUCUCCUCCACAAAUGCCUUCUGAAAUUAAUCCAGAAGAUGACAUUUGCUUUAUGCCCAAUGAGCAGUUUCAAACCACAUCAGACCAAGUUUGCUCUGGUAUUGCAUCAUCAUCUGCAGACAAUUGCAUGCCACAAUCGAUUGGGAGCACUCAGGAAUCCGUCUGUGACUGGGAACUAUCUCAAUGGCCUUCCACAAAUGCAAACAAGGUGACACUACCAACACAGCGAGAGUCACCAAGGCUGAACUGUCCAUUUUUUCUUAGACCAAGAAAUCAACAUACUUUGGAAAGUGACCUUUCACGAAUAAAUGUUGAAGACCUUCAAUUUACUGAAGUGAAUAAAACCUCCAGACUCCAAUCUAGACUUCAAAAUCAAAUGCCAGUAGUCUCUGAGCCAAAGGUAGUUCCAUGUUCCAGCUUCAAACAAUUAGAUGGUGCAUACAAGACACCGGAAUUCCACCAACAAAACGGCAUCUUGCCAGAGAUUUCUAGCAGAUUUUCAUAUGCAUGUCCUAAUAAACUGCAGGCAGGCAACAUCGAAAAAGAAAUUUUUGAAGAGUAUAAUGAAAAGGUCAAUAACUGUUUUGAACCUACUGCUGAAAGACCUAGCAAGUGGACAAAGUAUGAGAGUGUCUCUCAUGGAAGUGUUGCAAAGAGUACAAGGGUAAAAAACAAAAAUGAGGACUUCUGUCCUCAAAGUGUUUUUGGAAAGGAGCCACAAGGGAUGGAAAUCCAGCAGGACAGUGGUAUGAAUCCAACAUGUGUUGCUCACCCCACUCUACGUGGCAAUCAUAGAAAUAAUGAUACUGGUUCGCGAUUUGAGAUACUUAACAAACGCCUUACUACAACUAAACGUAUUCCAUAUCAGUUGGUGGACAAGGUACUACAAACUGGCAUAGCAGAAAAUGGACAGAUGUCUCUCUCUUGUGAUCUGUGCUUUCCUAAAAGGGAAACUGUGCUCUCUGUAAGCGUGCCUAAAAGAAAAUUAAGACUUCCAGUCGCAUUCCAGUCUGCGGCUCAAUAUAAACAAGUCUUCACUGUUUCCCUUACAGAGCAUUUAAAUAUAAUGAUGUUUGAGUUGUCCCAGCGACUGCACAAGGCUCUCUCCAAAGCAGAUAUAUCUUUCUACAGUUCACCAAGUGGGGAGGAGUACCAUGAUAACACUUCUAAUAAUACUCCCCAUUGUCUGCACCAACAGCCAGCAAAGCUUUUAAUGGUUAAAAAAGAAGGCCCCAAUAAGGGACGUUUCUUUUAUACUUGCGAUGCUCCCAAAGCAGACCAAUGUAAGUUCUUCAAAUGGAUGGAGGAAGUAAAAUGUACAAAUCAAGCACUGGGACCAUCCGAUCACAAGACUGUAAUGAGAGAUAUGAAGAGUUUGUCUAGUUAUAUCAGAUGUCAGAAUAUUGCCCUGUAUGAAGAAAGUCAGAUUAUAUUUAGGAAAAUAUCUGGAUUUCAUCGAAGACAGCUUGGCAAGUUUAAAAAAAUUGUUAAUGCUGAUUCAACAUUUGGACAUGAAUCAAAAACCAAAAUGUACCUUACAUUAAGCAGGAAAGGUAGCUCUUCAACAUACAACAAAGAUGACCUCUGGGUUAUUUCCAAGACCCUUCAUUUUGAACCCCUGGACACUUUUAUUGCUUGCAGUGUUUUCUUUGGACCGUCAGCUAAUAAUGACAUAGAGAUCUUUCCUCUUAAAGGAUAUUACCCUUCAAACUGGCCAUCAAAUAGCGUUGUCCAUGCAUUGCUUGUUUGCAAUGCAAGUGCAGAGCUGACAUCGCUCAGAAACAUACAGGAGCACUUUAACCCAUCCACGUUACCACUAAUGCCUCACCUCCUGGAAAUGAACAGUAAGCCAGCAAAUUUAGGAAAAGUAACCAGAGGGAGGUUUAAUCCACCGAACCUUAUUGCGAAAGUCUCCCACAAACCCAGGCUUCCUGAUUCCGACUUCGUACUGGAUUUAUCAGUGAGCAUGAUUACACAGUUUAGCUUAAAUGAAGACCAAGCAGCCGCUUUAAUGAAAAUAGCACAGAUGAUGACUGCUGCUGAUGCACAUCUGGAGCCACAGCCCCAGCCGAUCACAAUUAUACACGGAGUUUUUGGAGCUGGAAAAAGUUAUUUGCUGGCCGUGGUGGUCUUGUUCUUAGUUCAGAUAUUCGAAAAUACUGAUCAAGAUGUAGGAUCUGGGUUGUCUCCUUGGAAAAUUCUAAUUUCUUCAUCCACGAAUGUUGCAGUUGACCGGGUUCUAUUGGGCUUACUUGAUCUAAAAUUUGACCAGUUUAUUCGAGUUGGAAGUGUUCGUAAGAUUGCAAAGCCAGUUUUACCUUACAGCUUACAUGCUGGCUCUGAUAAUAAAAGUGAACAGUUAAAGGAGCUUCAAGCUCUUCUAAAAGAUGAUUUAACUGCCAUAGAAAAGGCAUAUGUCAGAAAAAGCAUUGAACAACAUAAACUAGGCACCAACAAAACACUGCUUGGACAGGUCCGUGUAGUGGGUGUGACAUGUGCUGCGUGCCCAUUCAAUUGUUUGAGCAAUUUGAAAUUUCCGAUUGUCAUACUUGAUGAGUGUAGCCAGAUGACAGAGCCAGCCUCCAUGCUUCCAAUCGCCAGAUUUCAGUGUGAAAAGCUGAUCCUUGUUGGGGACCCGAAGCAACUCUCACCAACUAUCCAGGGCUCUGAGGCAGCGCAUGACUGUGGGUUGGAACAAACGAUAUUUGAUCGACUAUGCAUGAUGGGUCAUAAGGCUAUUCUGUUAAAGACUCAAUAUCGAUGUCACCCCGCUAUUAGUUCUGUAGCAAAUGAACUGUUUUAUGAAGGUCGUCUCCUCAAUGGGCUGUCAGAAGAAGACCGAAAACCUCUUCUAGACUGGUUACCCACAUUGUGUUUUUACAAUGCUAAUGGAAACGAGAUGGUGGAGGGAAGCAACAGUUUUCAUAAUGUAGAAGAAGCCCAUUUUACAGUGAAGCUUAUCCAGUCUCUGCUUGCUUGUGGGAUUCAGGGCACUAUGAUUGGUGUUAUCACACUCUACAAAGCACAAAUGUACAAGAUAUGCACUUUACUCAGUACUGCUGCCCUAUGCGAUCCCAUUGAGGUUAAAGCAGUUCAGGUAUCAACCGUAGAUGCUUUCCAAGGAGCGGAGAAAGAAGUAAUCAUCUUGUCCUGUGUUCGGUCAAAACAAGUUGGGUUCAUAGAUUCAGAAAAAAGAAUGAAUGUUGCACUCACUAGAGGGAAGAGGCAUUUGUUGAUUGUGGGCAACCUUGCCUGCUUGAGGAAGAAUACUUUGUGGGAGCAUGUGAUUCACCAUUGUGAAAGGCAAAAGGAUGGUUUGACACAUGUAAGCCAGUGGGAGGAAAAGCUAAAUGGCAUACUUACCUGUUACCAAGACAAGAAACUAGAGGAGGACACACAUGUCCUAAAGAAGAAAUCCAAACCAAAAGAUGGGACGGCUACUCUUAAAAAGACAUAAAGAUGAAGCAUCCAUCUCUAAUGGGUUGGAAGACCAAAAAAGUUUACACAUUUUUUGUCUAUGCACUGAGACUUCUCAAGAGAGAACUGCACAACAUUUUUAAGGGAGUUGACAUAUUUGCUUUGUUGAUCUUAUGGUUACAAUAUUAUACUACUGUUUUAGAGUGCUAAGUGAAUCUGUGUACGGUAAACCUCUUUCAAUGCUAGUGGACAAUCAUUUUGAGACCUUAAGGUAAUUCCGAUUUUUGUAUCACUCAACAUAUGAUAGUUAAUGUAACUUGACAGAUUGUUAUUGCAGUCUAAUAAGAUUGCCUUGGGUGAUGCUCACAAAUGAUGUCUUCCAUAAAUUAUUUUAUAAUAGUAAUGUACAAAAACAUAUUUUGAGCAAUGUUGUGUGAAAGCUGUAAUUAAAUAGAAAAAAAAUCGAAUUAAAUAAAUUCACGAAUAUCUCCACUAGAUGGCACUAGUGUUUUUCUUUAAUUCACUAGCCAUUGUUUUCAGAGUCGUGUAAAUACAUUGAUAAUAUUGGCAACUUAUAUUAAAAUUGUUCAAGUUAUUGAUUUCAAUAAAAGUUC
Messenger RNA from Pelobates fuscus (common spadefoot toad), 6729 nucleotides. It is a transcript of the gene ZGRF1, whose product is annotated as zinc finger GRF-type containing 1. Bases 192 to 6155 code for a protein of 1987 amino acids. NCBI's taxonomy places the organism in Eukaryota, Metazoa, Chordata, Amphibia, Anura, Pelobatidae. The transcript is spliced from 29 exons. Gene Ontology annotation, cellular component: cytoplasm. Gene Ontology annotation, molecular function: zinc ion binding; RNA helicase activity. Gene Ontology annotation, biological process: nuclear-transcribed mRNA catabolic process, nonsense-mediated decay. The record is from RefSeq and is a predicted model, not a curated record.